CGACUCUUCACCAAUUAAACAAUUAGAAGACGCUUCAACUUCUCUCACAGAACAAGUCAACAACUAAGAUGAGAAGAAAUUUUCAUCUUUCUCUAUGUUUAAUAUGAAAGAGAAACCCAAAGAUAAUAUCAAAUCUUCUUCUUCAUGAUCAAAACCUAAACAAAAAUAACACCAAAAAAACUCAAAUGAAAUUUCUCUUGAUUUAAAAUUCUUGUAUUCCAAGCAACGACUUGGUGUUUUGAGUGUUCUCUUUAAUGGCGAGGAAGAAGCAUCGAAAGCUCUUCCCUACCUUAGCAUCAGAGACAAACAAAACGUUAGACUGCUCGAACGGAGUCUGCGACCCGAUUUGCCCUUACAAUUGCUAUCCAGAACCCGAUUACUACACCAUAUCACCACAGCUACCUCCAUGGUCAUCGUCACCACAACCAUCUCCAUGUCCAUCUCCAUCUAUCUCAGCCGUUUAUCUACCAUCUCAAGACUCUUCAUCUUCCUUAGACGCCAUAUCCAUCAUCACCAUAACCGGUGCGGUCUUAGCCAUCCUUUUAACCGGAUUCUUUCUUGUAGCGAAAUUCUUUUCAGACAGCGUAAACCGUGUCAACCAAGGAACAUAUCAAUCCGAUAACGAAGACAACGACACGGUAAUGGAGGAAGAGUUUCAAGAUAGGGAACAAGUGGAUCACCCAAUAUGGUUAAUAAGAACAACAGGUCUACAACAAUCGAUCAUUAACUCGAUUACAAUCUGUAAUUACAAGAGAGGAGAUGGUUUAAUCGAGAGAACAGAUUGUCCAGUUUGUUUAAACGAGUUUGAAGAAGAUGAGAGUCUUAGGUUAUUGCCUAAAUGUAACCACGCUUUUCACAUCUCUUGUAUUGAUACUUGGCUUAGUUCUCACACCAAUUGUCCUCUGUGUCGUGCUGGUAUUGCGAUGAUUAGUGUCACCACUCCACGGUAUUCUGGUCCGGUUGAAGUAACUCCCGGAGGAUCAGGUUCACAUUUGGAGAACGAUGGAGUUGAUGAAGAAGAUCAUGGAGAGAUUGAAAACAGAGUUGAUUCUGAUUUUAAAGAGAGUGAUGAUUCAGACAUAAGAAUUGAGAUUUAUAGAUUUGAUUCAGACGGUGAUGGAUCUGAAACAGAGACGAAAGAGAGAGUUAGGGUUUUGAAGGAGUGUAUGGAUCCAAAUGGAGGAGAUUCAGUAAACUCUCUCUCGCAUACGAAAACCCAUGUAGAAAGUGUAGAUUUUCCGGGGAAAUCAUGCGAGAAUCAGAGUGAGGAAUUCACUAGACAUAACGGAGAAGAUGAAGCAAGCUGCUCUGAGGAAAACGGUGGUGGCAGCAACCAAUUACGGAGAAGUUGUGAUUCUGGUGAAUUGAACGGCGAAACAACCGGAGAUGAAGGGAAAAGUCAGUCAGACAUUUCGUCGAGUACGUUGAAGACAAAUGGAAGCUCCUCCUCUGUUUCAUGUUUCAACAAAAACAAGAGUUCGGUUUUUCCGCUGUAGUAAAGCGUCUCUACGAAAAGCAUUUUUUCGAAUGUAAAAAGAGUAAUGCACAAGUGUUCAAUUAUACCUAGCAUGACUAAUUCAAAAAUCGGAAGACUUCAUAGUUCAUAGUUCAUUCAAGCAUGGUUAACUUAAAGAUUCAC
Messenger RNA from Arabidopsis thaliana (thale cress), 1639 nucleotides. Its product is annotated as RING/U-box superfamily protein. Gene Ontology annotation, molecular function: transferase activity; ubiquitin protein ligase activity. Gene Ontology annotation, biological process: protein ubiquitination. The record is from RefSeq and is marked reviewed. Gene Ontology annotation, cellular component: membrane. The coding region runs from base 255 to 1496 and encodes 413 amino acids. Lineage: Eukaryota; Viridiplantae; Streptophyta; Magnoliopsida; Brassicales; Brassicaceae. The transcript has a single exon.